Cephus cinctus (wheat stem sawfly) is the source of this 2644-nucleotide messenger RNA. RefSeq names its product mesoderm induction early response protein 1. The transcript has 5 exons. NCBI's taxonomy places the organism in Eukaryota, Metazoa, Arthropoda, Insecta, Hymenoptera, Cephidae. Gene Ontology annotation, cellular component: nucleoplasm. The record is from RefSeq and is a predicted model, not a curated record. Gene Ontology annotation, biological process: negative regulation of transcription by RNA polymerase II. Gene Ontology annotation, molecular function: transcription corepressor activity; histone deacetylase binding. The coding region runs from base 491 to 1945 and encodes 484 amino acids.
UUUGUUAUUCAUCGAACGUCAACGGCGCUAGCGUCGCCUUUAUUUUCCUGUGAAAUAGGAAGUUUUUCGGGUUGUCUAUUUGUGAUUCAGUUGAUAUUUUCUGUGUGAAAGAACUUAAUGCGAAGAAUAUUGACUGAUAACGUGGCGGGAAAAAUUGUCGCAAGGUGCCUUUUCUUACUGUGGAAGGUAAUAAGUGUACAGGAAUCUACAGAACGGAAUCUGAGUAUCAUCAAUCACUUUGAGGUUAGAAUAGUGUGGCGGGCGUCUUCUUCGACGGCACUGAUAUUCUGGUUGAUUGGGUAAAGAAGAGUAUAAAGAUAAAAAGACAUUGAUAUUCCAAGGAUAUUCAUGAUAGACACUGAUAUAUUUGUAUUGGGGGAACCAUUGAGAGUGAUGAUAUCUCUACGAUCAAGGAACAGCCUCUGCUGACCUCGUCCUUACAACAUCUUCGUGGUAUGGUCCCAUCCUGGCUAGUACAAGAGGGCUAAUCAUGGCAGAUAAAGAUGAUGAUAUGGGCCCUGCCACGGAGAUGAUAGUUAACGAAUUUGACGACGAAAGAACUUUGGAUGAAGAGGAAGCUCUUGAAGGCAGUGAAGAUUCACACAAUGAAUUGUCCAAUUUGCAAAAGGAAGGUGAUAUGCCUCUAAAAGACUUGCUUGCAAUGUAUGGAUACACAGACCCCUCCACGGAAAAUUCCAAUAGCUCUGAUCGCAUGAUACUUCCACCAGGAGAAGCGGAGGCGGAAGCGCAAUCGUCAGAUAAGGGUGACGUUGAUGCGGAUGCCGAUGACGACGACGAUGCCGAUCCUAUGAGCAACGAACCGGACCUCAAGCAAUUUUACACAGAAAUGGUAAAGGGCGAAGAGGCCGACGGUAUCGACGGUGAAGGUGUAGGAAGUGUAGGCGGUGGUUCCUCCAGAUUACUCCGAAGUGUGUCGCGACCUCAGAGCGAAGAAGAAGAGGACGAUUGCGACUACAGUCCGGACGAGGAGGAAUGGAAGAAAACAAUAAUGGUCGGUAGCGACUAUCAAGCAGCCAUUCCAGAAGGUCUUUGUCGAUAUGACGAUGCCCUACCUUAUGAAAAUGAAGACAAAAUGCUCUGGGAUCCAAGCCACAUACCUGAAGAGGAAACUGAAGAGUUUCUAGAGCGAGCCCAGUUGCCAGCAGUCAAAGGGAAUUCGUUGCCUGCUGGAUCUCAUGUCAGAGACGAUGAACAGGCUCUGUACCUACUUCUACAAUGCGGAUACAAUCUCGAAGAAGCCUUAAGAAGACGUAGAAUGAACGUUAUUCCACCUACAGAUGCUGUAAGUCUAUGGUCCGAGGAAGAGUGUCACAAUUUCGAGACAGGGUUACGUAGCUAUGGCAAGGACUUUCAUCUGAUUCAGAAGAAUAAAGUGAGAACAAGGUCCGUUGGUGAACUAGUACAGUUCUAUUAUUUGUGGAAGAAAACGGAGAGGCACGAUAUAUUUACGUACAAAGCUCGGCUGGAGAAGAAAAAAUACGCCCUACACCCUGGUAUCACCAGGGACUAUAUGGACCGGUUCCUCGAGGAACAAGAGGGAGUGCGAGAUCGAAGUAGUUCCCCAAAUAUUCACUGUUUACUCUAUGGCGACACCAAGAGGCAGAGGUCCAGUGCCAGUCUAACGAAUCCAGAGGAAUCGAAACUGAUGGAAUCCUGGGACGGUGGAGGAGCUAUCGAUCCUCUGGCAGAUCUCAACAGUCCACCUCCACCUUCCGUAACAGUUAAUUCAAAUUCUUUACCGGUGUCCGGGACGACGCAUCACCUGGACUACACGACCCACAUGAUUCGCGAAGGAGCCGCCGAGGGUAACACUGUCUGGACGACGACGACCCAUUCACAUACGAACAAUCACGUCGCUUCGAGCAAUAUGGAGACAAAUGAGUCACCUUCGCCCGAGAACAUCCUACCGCAUUUACCUCCUUAGCGCCGAGACUCUCCUUUCAUUUUGAAGAUUAGACAUCGUACGUCGCAUAAAAUAACUACCACUACCAUCGUAACGCAUAAUAUUCGUUAACACUACGGAUUAUAUUUUUCUACUGUAUUAUAAUUAUCGAUCGUUCGGUGAAUGUGCAUAGAUCGGGAUGAGCUCGUUGAUAGGGCCAUGCAUGAAUGACUUCGAUAGUGAAUCGAUACGAUCAGAGUUAUAUUAUAUAUAUUAUACAUAUUAUAUAUUUGACUAGAAGAGGGAUGGAUGUUAUAUUACGUUUUCACCUCUGAACAAUUCGCGAUCGUCUAUGGACAAUUCAUAUAUUUACUUUAAAACAGGACAGCGAGUUGCCCUAAAUAUUUUAUGUUUAAUUUGACGACACUAUUUUGUUAGAGAUAAAAUAGAGAAUUGAAAAAAAAAAUCUAUGCUAGUGAACGUAGCAUGUAAUGACACAUCUUGGACAGAUAGCAAUUCGUUGGUAGGGGUGAAAACUUGUUAUAUGAACAAGAAUAAAAGGGAUCGUAAUGAGGAUGUCGUUCAUUUGGCCCUUGCAAAGAUAGUUUGUAUGGUACUAAGAGGAAAAAGUAUAGGGUACUAAAUGUGUAAGAAUAUAGACUUACUGCACAUUUUAUUGUUCGAUCGAUAUGAUCUUCGUAAGAGCUCCGAUAAAUGGAUUAAACGAAAGUCUUAACGAAA